Messenger RNA from Sugiyamaella lignohabitans, 1548 nucleotides. RefSeq names its product Rkm1p (gene RKM1). The record is from RefSeq and is a predicted model, not a curated record. Gene Ontology annotation, biological process: peptidyl-lysine monomethylation. Bases 1 to 1548 code for a protein of 515 amino acids. NCBI's taxonomy places the organism in Eukaryota, Fungi, Ascomycota, Dipodascomycetes, Dipodascales, Trichomonascaceae. Gene Ontology annotation, molecular function: protein-lysine N-methyltransferase activity. The transcript has a single exon. Gene Ontology annotation, cellular component: nucleus.
AUGCCAUUAGAAUCAGAACAGCUAGAAAAACUGAUAGACUGGGCUGGCGAGAAGCAAUUUUUUGUUAGCAAAAAGCUUCAGUUCACUAUCAAAGAAAAUGAAGGAACUACAGUCAUUGCUUCAAAAAGCAUCGCCUCGGACGAGAAGCUGAUUGAAUGCCCCAGGAAGUUCAUCAUAGGACCGGAACUUGCAAAGAGUACGUUCGCUGAUAUCGAAUACGGUGAGAUUGAUGAUGAACAAGUUUAUGUCAAAUUUGCAUUCAUGUACCAGGUUCUACUUGGCUCUCAAAGCGAAUGGUAUCCCUACAUUUCCGUUUUGCCCAAAGAGGAUGAAAUAAUAUCUCCUUUUUAUUUCAAUCAGGAAGACUUGCUAUGGAUUCAAGGGACAAAUAUAUCUUCUGAGUUAGAUCUGAAAAGACAAGUGUGGAAAGCUCAAUUUGAACAAGCAGUGCAGAAUAUUACCGCUAAAUAUCCAGAGAGUCCCUCAUACACCUUUGAGUUGUAUACUUGGACCAACCUUAUAUUUCUCUCUCGCUCUUUUCCAGCACAUAUUGUGGACCCAAGUGCUAAUAAAAUGACAUCUAUCUUAGUGCCAAUAAUAGACUCAUUAAACCACAAGCCAUUGACCCCAAUUCACUGGGAUUGUACAGGAGGAACGGGCUUUAACUUGAUUGCAGGACAAGCAAUUGAACAGGGAGGUGAAGUAUACAAUAACUAUGGAGCGAAGGGAAAUGAAGAGCUAUUUAUUGGGUAUGGAUUUACCAUUGAAGAUAACCUUUUUGACAUUGUAUCUUUAAGGCUACCGGCCAAAAUUAUUGAAUUCGUCUCCAACGCCGGGUUGAAAGAGCUUCCUGAAGAUGGCGUAUUCCAUCUCACCAGGGAUGGAGUACCUGAACAACUUAAAAGCGUUUUUGUGGCCAUAGUGUCACUGCAACGAGGAGUUGGACACCAAACCACAUUAGCCCAAUUAGCUGGCAGGCAGGAGUUAAUAAGAGCAUUGAAUGAUAAGUUGGACAAUUUUGCAAACAUUGAUAAGCCUAUUGAGAAUAUCCGACAAAAAUUUGCUAAAUAUUACAGGGAUGGUCAGAUCAAGAUUUAUAGAGAUAGCCUAGCUCUUCUCGGGCAAGAAGUGAAAGCUAUUAUCGCUGCUUCUACUUCCAAAGUGAUAGACCUCGAUACCAUAUCAUCCAGGAAUCCUGAACUUCUGACGAUUUUGAUGCUUCCAUUUAAUACCGAAAAUGUAAACGAAAUAGUCGACCAAGGCAGCGAAGAUGAAAUUCUUAUAAUGUAUAUUGCAGCACAGAUGAUAAAUGGGGAAUUGCCAUGGCCCGACCACGAGGAAUCUUAUCAAGACAUGGACCUCGCAGAUUAUGAAAACUUCACCGAGACAUACAUCCCAUACAUUCGUCAGUUAUCAGAUGAUUUCGAAUCUCCGAAGUGGACAGAAUUGAGCACUUAUGCAAUGGCUGCCCUUUAUCUAGAGCGGUUUGGUUACGACUAUAAGGACAAUAAAGGUAGGGGCCUGCUCCGAUGUGUUAUCGACAUUUAA